Panicum virgatum (switchgrass) is the source of this 1279-nucleotide messenger RNA. RefSeq lists its product as uncharacterized. The transcript is spliced from 2 exons. Bases 216 to 869 code for a protein of 217 amino acids. NCBI's taxonomy places the organism in Eukaryota, Viridiplantae, Streptophyta, Magnoliopsida, Poales, Poaceae. The record is from RefSeq and is a predicted model, not a curated record.
CUCCCCCUCCGCCUCGCCUUCUUCUUCUUCGCUUAAAAGCUCCGCCCCCCGACCCGACCGAAUCCACUCUCCUCCCCAACCCGCGGCCGCCGCCACCAAACCAGACCACUGCGUGCCCGUAUCAUCAUACCGCCCGCUCCGCCCGGCCGGAUUCCUUCCUCCACACUGGUCUUCGUUCAGCGGCGCACUGACGAGGCGGCGUUGAUCGGCUGGCCAUGGAGAAGACCAAGCUCCCGCUCCCGCUGGUGCACAGCGACCGCCUCUGGGCGCGCCCGUGGCGCUGGGCCAAGACCGCCUUCUUCAUCGUCGCCAUGCUCGCCUCGCUGCUCCUCGUCUGCGCGCCGCCGCUCCUCGUCGUGCUGCUCGACCUCCUCCUCCCGCCCGCGCUCCUCUCCAACUUCCUCCGCGCGCAGGCACACUCACCCGCCGCCACCGUCUCCUUCGCCGCCUCGCUCGCCGACCAGGCCAGGGCCUUCCGCUUCGCCUCCUCGCUCGUCGACCUCCCCGCCGUCUCCGCCGCGCGCUCCCUCCUCAUCCUCUGCGCCUACACCGCGUGCGGCGGCGGCGCGGCCUACAUGUGGGUGGCCGUCACCUGCAGCGUCGGAUCUCUCUGCUACGUCCUCGCCAAGGCCGUCGCCGUGUUCGGCGUCGCCGCCGCCCCCGGGCUCGGCCUGCAGGGGAAGGGACAGCUCGUUGCCGUCGAGGCCAUGUUCCUCAUGUCUCUCGCGCUCGCCGUAGCGCACCUUGCCAUGGCGUACCGCGCCAGCUGCCGGGAGCGCCGCCGCCUGCUCGUCUACAGAAUCGACGUCGAAGCUGUAAGACUAAAGGGAGGCCAGACACCCAAGGCCCUGAAGCAAUGCCUGGUCUGACGACGUCUGCUCCUCGCAGCUGGGUGGAAUCUGAACGCACGGCGCGGCAGCAACCGGCAGGCUUCAGUUCAGACAACACACGGAGCGGGCCCUGCAUUCAGAUUCAGGUACAGGGCUGUUCCGUGCGGUCCCAAAUUUUGGUUCGAGAAGCUGUGUAUAGCCCGAUCCGAUCGCCACGUCCAUGUAAUCCCUCACGGCGCCAAAGUGAAAACUUAGUACUAGUAGUAUAAAUCUGUAGAUACAGUACGUCUGGAACAUUUGUGCUUCGGCCUCCUGCAGCUAAUGCAAACACAGGAUGAGCCGUGCAGCAGAUGCUUGUUGGCCUGGAAUUGUGAAUACUACCUGUCACGUGCAGGCAGAUGUGACAAUGGGCGAAUUUAAAUUUGGUUUCAUGGUUGGUUGGAACUUCA